GGAUGGACAAUCAUACCACAGUGAGCACAUUCCUUCUGUGGGGAUUUUCCAGUUUCCCAGACGGGCAAGAUCUCUCCUUCGUGAUGAUUUUCUUCUCUCAUGUGACCAUCCUGGUUGCAAAUGUGUCCAUAAUGGUGGCCAUCAAGCUCAGUCACAAUCUUCACACCCCCACGUACUUUUUCCUCUGUGGUUUGUCCUUUUCAGAAACCUGUACCACUAUGGUCAUGCUAGUGGACUUGCUAUCAGAAAGCAAGACCAUUUCUCUUCCUGAGCGUGCCACACAGAUGUUUUUCUUCUUUGGCUUGGGAGCUAACAACUGCUUACUCUUGGCUGCCAUGUCCUAUGACCAUUACACUGCUAUUCACAACCCGCUGCACUACACCAUCUUGAUGACCCAAAAGAUCUGCUUUCAGCUCAUGACCGCUUCUUGUGUUACUGGGAUUGUGGUGUCACUGUGCGUUGUCCUUGUAGUAUUCAACUUGUCGUUCUGUGACUCCAGCACCGUCAAGCACUUUUUUUGUGACAUUACAUCUGUAGUCUCCCUUGCCUGGGAUUACACCUUUUUUCAGAAAAUGGUUCUUCUUGCCUUCUCUGCCUUCGUUUUGGUGGGGAGCUUUAUUUUCAUUAUGAUUUCCUGUGUCUUCAUUGGGUCCAUAGUUAUGAGGAUGCCAUCUGCCCAGGGGAGGUAUAAGGCCUUCUCAACUUGCUCCUUCCACCUCACUGUGGUGUGCAUACACUGUGGAUUUGCUGACUUUGUCUAUCUGAGACCCAAGGACGGUGACUCAUUCCGUGAAGAUGUGCUGAUGCCUGUGACAUAUACAGUACUGACACCUCUGCUUAAUCCCAUCGUUUACAGUCUAAGAAACAAAGAAAUGAAAAUAUCCCUAAAGAAAGUACUAGGCAAUAUAUGUAGGUUUUCCCCUAGAUGGUAA
Orcinus orca (killer whale) is the source of this 932-nucleotide messenger RNA. Its product is annotated as olfactory receptor 10T2-like. Gene Ontology annotation, molecular function: olfactory receptor activity. Gene Ontology annotation, biological process: G protein-coupled receptor signaling pathway. Gene Ontology annotation, cellular component: membrane. The record is from RefSeq and is a predicted model, not a curated record. NCBI's taxonomy places the organism in Eukaryota, Metazoa, Chordata, Mammalia, Artiodactyla, Delphinidae.